CCGCACGCGCGCGCAGGUGCGUGAGGCCGCGCCCGCCGGGAACCCUGCAGACGCGGGCCGCCAUGGAACACAUCCGUACCCCUAAGGUUGAAAAUGUGCGCUUGGUAGACCGAGUGUCUUGUAAAAAAGCAGCGCUGGGAACUUUGUAUCUGACGGCCACUCACGUCAUAUUCGUGGAAAAUGCACCCGACACAAGGAAAGAAACCUGGAUACUUCACAGUCAGAUCUCCACCAUUGAAAAGCAGGCGACGACAGCUACGGGCUGCCCUCUACUCAUUCGCUGCAAGAACUUUCAGAUUGUACAACUUGUCAUACCGCAGGAGAGAGACUGCCACGACGUGUACGUCUCUCUGAUACGCCUUGCGCGGCCAGUGAGAUACGAGGAGCUAUAUUGCUUUUCCUUCAACCCCAAGCUGGAUAAGGAAGAACGAGAGCAGGGCUGGUUGCUGGUUGACCUUAGUGAAGAAUACAAGCGAAUGGGCCUCCCGGAUAAUUAUUGGCAGCUCAGCGAUGUGAAUAGAGACUACAGAGUUUGUGACUCUUACCCCACGGAACUGUAUGUCCCCAGAUCGGCCACAGCACACAUCAUCGUGGGCAGCUCCAAGUUCCGGAGCAGACGGCGAUUUCCUGCCCUUUCCUACUACUGCAAAGAAAGCCAUGCCUCCAUCUGCAGGAGCAGCCAGCCCCUUUCCGGCUUCAGUGCUCGGUGCCUGGAGGAUGAGCAGAUGCUCCAAGCCAUCAGGAAAGCCAAUCCCAGAAGUGACUUCAUUUACGUCGUGGACACGAGGCCUAAACUUAAUGCAAUGGCAAAUCGUGCUGCAGGGAAAGGCUAUGAGAAUGAAGACAAUUAUUCCAAUAUCAAGUUUCAGUUUAUUGGGAUAGAGAACAUCCACGUCAUGAGGAACAGUCUUCAGAAAAUGCUGGAAGUAUGUGAACUUAAAUCUCCAUCCAUGAGUGAUUUCCUGUGGGGGCUCGAGAACUCAGGCUGGCUGAGGCAUAUCAAAGCCAUCAUGGACGCAGGGAUCUUCAUUGCAAAGGCAGUUUCAGAGGAAGGGGCAAGUGUGCUUGUCCACUGUUCUGACGGUUGGGACAGAACGGCCCAGGUGUGCUCGGUGGCAAGCCUGCUGCUGGACCCUUACUAUCGGACUCUGAAAGGAUUCAUGGUGUUAAUUGAAAAGGACUGGAUUUCCUUUGGACAUAAAUUUAAUCAUAGAUAUGGCAAUUUAGAUGGUGACCCAAAAGAAAUCUCUCCAGUAAUCGACCAGUUCAUCGAGUGUGUCUGGCAGUUAAUGGAACAGUUCCCUUGCGCCUUUGAGUUCAAUGAGAGGUUUUUGAUUCACAUUCAACAUCAUGUUUACUCCUGCCAGUUUGGGAACUUCCUGUGUAAUAGCCAGAAGGAGAGACGAGAACUCAAGAUUCAAGAAAGAACUUACUCUUUGUGGUCGAACCUGUGGAAGAAUCGGGCUGACUACCUCAAUCCUCUGUUUAGAGCUGACCACAGUCAGACCCAGGGGAGCCUUCAUCUGCCUACAGCUCCAUACAACUUCACAUAUAAGUUUUGGAAUGGGAUGUAUAACCGCUUUGAAAAGGGGCUGCAGCCUCGACAGUCUGUUACAGAUUACCUCAUGGCUGUGAAGGAGGAGUCCCAGCAGCUGGAGGAAGAACUGGAGUCCCUAGAAGAAAGGCUGGAAAAAAUUCAGAAAGUCCAUUUAAAUGGCACCAAAGUGAAGAGUAAGCAAAGUGAACCCAGCAAACACUCGGGGUUUUCUACCUCAGACAACAGCACAGCCAACACUCCUCAGGAUUACAGUGGGAACAUGAAGUCCUUCCCAUCCAGGAGCCCCUCCCAGGGUGAUGAAGAUUCUGCUCUGAUUCUAACCCAAGACAAUUUAAAAAGCUCAGACCCCGAUCUUUCAGUGAAUAGUGAUCAAGAGUCUGGGGUGGAGGAUUUGAGCUGUCGGUCUCCCAGUGGUGGUGAGCAUGCACCCAGUGAAGACAGCGGCAAGGACCGGGACUCUGACGAAGCUGUGUUUCUCACUGCCUGAAGUUUCCCUUUGGAGUUCCAAAGACAAACACUUUCAAAUUAAGGGGAAAGUGCAAUUCGUAAUAAAAAUGUUGAGAAAUGGCAAGUUCCAUCCAGAACCAUGAAAUUAGAGCUGCGAAAAUGAACAAAAAAUAACAAUGCUUUAUCAAUAGCCAGUUGUUUUAUCACAGUAUAAUAAAGACUGAUCACCAUUCCCAAGGCUCAUCAGACUAUGAAAAUGAUACUCACUACAAAGGACGUUUCUUCCCCUAAGGUUGUCCAGACAAGGCUUCCCUGGCACAGCAUGUCUCUGCUUCUAAAGCCCUCCUUUCUUGUCUCUCAUACCUGUUAAUGUUUGCAGUUUUCUUUUCACUUCCAGAUAUGGUUUGCGUUCAGAGACAUUUGACAUUUCCUUCUGCCUUUACCCAUAUUUUAAAAUAUAAGUACUGAAUACCUCUUUCUGUUAAUAAAUAUAUUCCUAAAAAGCUUUGAAAUUAAUCUCUUGAGUAUGAUAAUCAUUUUAUUUUACCCCUCUGGAGUAUCUUCUGCUUCUCAAAAAUGUCUUUCUUUAACAUGAAUGUAAUACCUAAUAACGCAGUAACCUCUCUCAUUUUCUCCAUCUCAAAUCUGAGUCCAGACAUCUCUUAGCAACCUUUCACUACUAUUUCAGAUAUUACACUUACCAAACCGUGAGGCACACCAACCUGAUUCCAAAUUACAACACUUUAAACUCAGUAGGUAAUAAUACAUCAGCAAGGGUCAAGAACUAGGGAAUUUGCUGAUCAUGUAGUUACUGUCCGCUUACUGUGAUAAGACACCACAACCAAGGCAACUAGAAUAAAGAAUUUAUUUGGGCUUACAGUUUCAGAGGGUUAGAAUCCACGGCCACCAUGGUGGAAGCAUGGCAGAAGCCAAGCAGGUAUGGCAUUGGAGCGGUGGCUGACAGCUCACGUCUCGAGACGUAACCAAGAGGCAGUGAGAGCUAACUGGAAAAGGCAUGGGCUUUUUGAAAAUUUAAAGGCAGCUCCCAGUAACAUACCCCCUCCAACAAGGCCACACUUCCUAAUCUUUCCUAAACAGCUCCACCAACCAGGAACAAAGCAUUCAAAUAGAUGAGCUUUUGGGGGCCAUCUUCGAACCCCCAACACAUCUGCUAAACACAGGGAAUAAAGGUUAUAACACUUUUCAUUUUACAAAUUAUAUAGAAAAUUAACGCUUUCUGUAACAUUAGCAAUAUCUCAUGACCAUGGACUACUGAAUGGCAUUUCUGAAGUUUCUGUUAAAAUACAUUUAAAAAAGGAUUUGAAUUACGCGUUUGAUCUGAAAACUCUUAAUGGAGAAAUAUUGCUGUGUUUGAACACUGAAAUGUUCUUAUGAUUUUGCAAUAUAAGUACAUUCUAAUAAAGAGAUACAUUUUAGUUUUUUUUAUAACAGUAUUUUAAAGUGUGAAAAUUUUUUAUCAGAUAAUGUAUUCAAAUUUUUUGGAAAUAGAGAUACAGUAAUAAGAAAGGACAAGAUACUGAAGACCUAGUGUGAGUCAUACACACAUAUCACAUAGUGUCAUACAAUAUAUAGUAUUCACAUUUGAAGACAGAAUGACUUUAAUAUACUAAAGGCCUGUAGUAUAAAAAUAUUGUUAAUAUAAAAAUAAAGCAAGUAUAAUGCCUUUAGAUGUUAAAUUGAGCAUUUUCUGUUGGAAAGUUUCCCAAUUAAGCAUAAGGAACAUUUACUCAUUUCCUAUAGAAUAUCUAAUAGCUAAUAAAAAUAAAGACAUGGGAUGUAGUGGGUAUGGCUUUUACAGCUUUAAAACAUGAAUCACUUCUUUUUCCUUUUUUUUUUUUUUUUUUUAAAGAUAACAUCUGACUGUGUAGCCCUGGCUGACCUCAAAACUCAGGGAUCUUCCUGCUUUUGCCACUUGAGUGUUGGCAUUAAAGGUGUGUGUCAUCAUGCCUGGCUUUUUUGACAUUUUUAUAGUACCUGCUCUUAGAAAUAUUGCUGCCUAAGUUUUUAUAGUAGACAGUAGGUCCACAACAACAAAGAAAAAACAUCAUCUAUGGCAAACUGGGACUAUGUAUGUAUUUUAAAUUAUUACUUUUUAAUGUGACACCUUCAACAUCAGAGCCACACCCUUUUUGUUCCCUUCAUCCUUUUACAAGACAUAAUUUAGGUAUGUGUCCACGGAGUCUUUUUUUUUUUUUUUUUUCUUUUAACAAAUCAACACUAAAGCUAGAUACAUGCUUACUGUUGCCUCUCUUUUCAGAGUCCCUGAAUAAAUCAUGGCCAAUUCAACUAAAAAUCUCUAGUACUAUAUGUUCAUUCUAAAUGAAACUUCAGUCAUGAAGUGUUUUAUUAUUUAAGGUAGAGUUUCAGAGAAUACGUCAAUAUAUAACUGACUCAAGACAUUACUUCCUGACCAGUAAUAGUUAUAGCUCAAGUGACUUAUUACUUAGUAGCACUAAAGAAUGUUGAUCAUGUUUGAACAAGUCAUUUGACAAUUGGAAACUUCCUGAAGUGAGAGGACAGAACAACAGGCGUCCGGCCUCCCUCUACCUUGUUUGUAACAAGGGCCUCGGUUGCUGCCAUUCUACCCACUAGGAAAACUGGUCUGAAAGCUCCCUGGAAUGAAUCUCUCACUCUCCUCUCCUGUGUAGGAGUAAUGGAAUUAGUUACAGACCUGUUCCACCAUGUACCAGGUUUUUAUACAGGUCCUGAGGAUUUGAACUUCGGUACCUCAUGACACACAGGUUAGCACCGAGCACCUCCCCAGCCCAAGUUUUCAUUCCUUAAGAGGAUGCAGGUCAGCUAGUAGAGUGCCUUCCUCACAGGCAUGAAGCUGAGCCCAGUCCCAGGCUCCACAUGAACUGGGGUUGGUGAUACAAGCUUAGGCUCCUAGCACUCAGGAGGUGGAGGAUCAGGACCAGGUCGUCCUCAGCUACAUCAAAGUUAGAGGGCAGUCUGGGUUAGAAACUCUGCCUUAAAAGAACAGAAAGCACAAGCUUAAUCUAUUCUUUCUCCUACAACAGAAUCUUAGCUGUCCUUUAAUUUAAAUAUAUAAACUGUGGUCAAACAACCUUUGUUCUAUAUUGUGUUAAUUUAUUCUGAAAUCUACACCCAACUUUGACUUUACUGACUUAGUACUGUCCACCUGUAACUAUCUUUGACAAAUUCUACCCUGGUAGUCUAGUAAUUCCUAAGCUUUCCUUUACAGUCUUCCAUACUAUACACUAAAGUAAAAUCUGAACAUGUGCUUUGGUAUUCCUAUCUGUAGCCAAGUUUUACAAAAAAGAAAUAUGGUAUAAAAUUACAACCAUGUACUGCCUCCUGCAAAUAAAGAACUCAAAUUUA
Messenger RNA from Rattus rattus (black rat), 5368 nucleotides. It is a transcript of the gene Mtmr7, whose product is annotated as myotubularin related protein 7. The coding region runs from base 63 to 2045 and encodes 660 amino acids. The transcript has 14 exons. Lineage: Eukaryota; Metazoa; Chordata; Mammalia; Rodentia; Muridae. The record is from RefSeq and is a predicted model, not a curated record. Gene Ontology annotation, molecular function: phosphatidylinositol phosphate phosphatase activity. Gene Ontology annotation, biological process: phosphatidylinositol dephosphorylation.